GUGUCAUCUUCCACGAGUCUUCAAACAUCUCGCCAGCACUCCAUCACAUGGGAACUGCUUUUUUUGCCUUACCCGAACACCGGAGUAUUCGUCUACCAAUAGGCCUUGAUGGACUUAGUUGUGCUGCUUUUCUUCCAGAUUCCACGUUGUGCAGGAUAAUACUCGGUACCUCUGGGGGCCGCAUCAGAAGGUGACCGUGUUUUGUUACGUUGUUCGAUGAGUUCACCAGCUACGACUUCUCAGGCCAUAAAACUGAUUGUGUUUACCAACGAAGAUGGCACAAGUCUGUUCGAUGCCUAGAUUUCCUUCCCUGCACUCACACCUUGGUCACUGCUUCCAGCGAAAGCGGACUUAAAGUGCACGAUAUUGACACAGGAAAAAGAGUGUGGAUGUGCCUCCGUGCACAUGACCGUACGGCAAUCUGCAGUUUGUUGACCACUUCAUCCACGCAGUGGGUCACGGGAGAUGAAGACGGCAUAGUUAAAAUCUGGGAUAUACGCAUUCCCGGAGCUGCCGUUCAGACUAUUCUGCCACUAUCCGAGGAGGACGUUGAUGACAAUUUUGGCGCCGUCAAUGAUAUGGCCUUCGGUGAUCGUCGCAACGUACUCCUUGCCGCUCUGGACAAUGGCUCCCUAGCAGUGCUGAACAUCAGGAAAACAAGAGUCGAAGUGAUGUCUGACACUCUCGGCUAUAGCGCACGCUCGGUCGUUGUGCUCAAGAAUAGUCGCAACGCUGUAGUUGGCACCGAAGAAGGAUUUCUGUGUGUUUUUAAUUGGGACGAAUUUGAAAUAGUGGCCGACCGAUUCGCUCUUUUCCCAUCCAAUACAACGAAGGAUGGCACGUCCGUGGAGAAAAUUGUGAAGCUCAGCGAGGACGCCGUUGCAGUGGCCACGGAUGAUGGAAAGAUCAGCGUCGCGACCGUGCGUCCAAAUGGCCUACUAGGUGUAAUUGGGCAUCACUCAGACACCGAGCGUUCAGGCGGGGACUGUCUUAAUCUCGCAUUCAGCAGGGAACAUUGCCUACUUGCAUCUGUGUGUCCAGAUAGCUCGAUCGCCCGCCUUUGGCCAAUGGGGCAGUGGAUGGACAAAGUGAAUAACGACUUGGCAAAAAACGCUAAAAAGAAACGUUCUGGUCGGUCAAAUGAAACGAUCGAGAGGGUGGAAUACUUGUCUGGGCUGCUGCCCGAGACAUGCAAUCAGAUCACUUCGGACAACGAAGAUGGAGAUUCCGAUGGUAGCUCCGACUGAGCAACUGAUUCCGAGUGUGCAUCAUAGUGAUCUCCUCACUGACCACCCAUCAAUCUCGUAAAGUGGAACUUUUGUGGGAUUUGAAAAGCAUUUGAUAUUUGUUAUGCAAUUUGCCCAUUAAAUUCGGUCUUUCAUCCUCUGCGUGA
Molecule: messenger RNA, 1393 nt
Organism: Dicrocoelium dendriticum
Lineage: Eukaryota; Metazoa; Platyhelminthes; Trematoda; Plagiorchiida; Dicrocoeliidae
Source: the annotation of a GenBank genome assembly